Molecule: messenger RNA, 842 nt
Organism: Magallana angulata
Lineage: Eukaryota; Metazoa; Mollusca; Bivalvia; Ostreida; Ostreidae
Exons: 4
Coding region: 67-537 (156 amino acids)
Source: RefSeq, a predicted model, not a curated record
UAUCUUUAACAUCUGGAUUCUGAUAUGCGUAAUCUGUAAUAAACGUUGUCUUGGACGCCCUGCAGCAUGGCAUGUUUAAGGAUUCUUCUCGGCAGUCUUGUAUUACUUGGUAUCCCGGCGUUUGUAUUUUGUGGUGAGUGUUGUAAGGCCCAUUAUGACAUCCUCUUUGAUUACCAUAAAGAGAAGUGGUGCAGCAACUAUUGUUGCUUUCAGUUAGGGAAGUAUGACUGUUGCGACAAUAGCCUUUUACAAGCACCAUCUAGUGAGAGAGACGACUUCUGUACUGAUUAUUUCCACAGUAAUGUGUGGGCGGCUGCACUGAUCGCCAUAGGAAGCAUCGCCCUGAUUGUUGGUCUGUGUGUCUGUUGCUGUAAAGCGUGUUGUGGUAGGAGCCAGUCGGUGGGCGUGGUCGUGCAAGGAGCCAACCCAGGUGUUACUGUGGUCAAUUCCUCGAUGCAGCAGACAGUGAAUCCAAGCCACACGGUGCAGCAACAGCCGGGGUAUCCCGUGAACCAAGCCCCGAGCUACCCAGCCUAGACGGAUUUUUCCUCUCAAAGUGAUCAGCUAGGGAAGACUUUUAGUCACUUGGAACUUAGUAUGAAAUCAAUGUUUAGUAGUCAAUGAAUAUUGCCAACUGCCAGUAAAAUAUAUUUAAACUAAUGAAAGUACAUGCAACUGUGUUUUACAAUUCUGUAAUCACUUGCCAUUGUUUAUUUUAUGUUUAAUUUCUAUAUUCGUCCGGUUUUUUUAUUAUGUAUUGUUGAUUAUUUAAAUCACUUAUAUAUUUUUUUUACUUUUAUAUGUACUAAGUAGGUUUGAAAUAAUAAACAAUUUAACAAGUG